Messenger RNA from Phytomonas sp. Hart1, 918 nucleotides. NCBI's taxonomy places the organism in Eukaryota, Euglenozoa, Kinetoplastea, Trypanosomatida, Trypanosomatidae. The record is from the annotation of a GenBank genome assembly.
AUGCCCGGGCCUGGACUUCUGUCGGAUGGAUGGUUUCGCGAAGAGUGCCCACUCUGGCCGGGGCAGGGCCAGGGCCUCAAAGUCCAGGAAGUCCUCCACGACGCCCCGACGGACUAUCAGCACCUCACCGUCUUCGAGUCCGACCGCGCGGGCCCGUGGGGGACCGUCAUGACCCUCGACGGAGCGAUCCAGAUGACCGACUACGAUGAGUUCGUCUACCACGAGAUGCUGGCAAACAUCUCCCUCUGCGGCCAUCCCAAUCCGGAAAAUAUCCUGAUCGUCGGCGGCGGCGACGGCGGCGUUGUCCGUGAGGUCCUUCGCCAUAAAAAAGACUCACACAAGCCCGGCAAAGGGACGGUUCUCACGGUCGACCUCGUCGACAUCGACGCCGCGGUGGUGGAGCAGAGCAAACGACACUUUCCGCAGAUCGCGUGCGGACUGGAGGACCCCUGCGUGCGGGUCACCAUCGGCGACGGCGCGGCCUUCGUGGAGGAUUCGAUCGAUGAUAGCUACGAUGUGAUCAUUGUCGACACCACUGACCCGGAUGGGCCGGCCUCGGACCUUUUUGGCGUGGAAUUUUAUCGGAACAUCAUGCGCAUCCUUCGCCCGAACGGGAUCGUCUGUAAUCAAUGCGAGUCGAUCUGGCUGAACCUUCCUCUGAUCACCAGAAUCGUGGACUUCAUGAAGAACGACAUCGGCUUCAAGAUGGCGAAAUAUGCCAUGAUCUAUACUCCAAGCUACCCGUGUGGAAGCAUCGGCACCUUGGUGUGUGCGAAGUCCGCGGAAACGAAUGUCAUGAAGCCCUUGCGCCCCGUUGAGAAACUCGGCUUUUCUGAGGAUCUCCGAUACUACAGUACAGAAGUUCAUAAGGCGGCUUUUGCACUGCCUAAGUUCGUUGAAUUUUUAAAUGUGGAUUAA